AUGCGGCGGGAGCUUGAGAACGCCAAGUUGGUUGCGGGGCCCCAGCCUGGGCUGGCGAUGCUAGCUGCGGUAGCUAUACCACCGAUUCCAGGCAACGGCGUGACUGACCUAUUAACCAACCGCGUCUUCCUGGUUGGCUUUUGGUCCUGGUUCACUGCGCAAUUCCUGAAGAUCUUUACUAAGCGCUUCAAGAAGGGCAUCUGGGACGCGGGUGCCAUGCUCGAGUCCGGCGGCAUGCCCUCCUCGCAUUCAUCACUUUGUGCGGGUAUUACGACGGCCAUCGCCAUCCAGCAAGGCUUUGGGAGCCCACUCUUCGCGGCGUGCCUGUGCUUCAGCGUUAUCGUUAUGUACGACGCAAUGGGCGUACGGCGGCAUGCAGGUAAGCAGGCGGAGGUCCUGAACAAGGUGAUUGAUGAGCUGCUGGACGACGACCACCCGAUGGGGGAGGUGAAGCUCAAGGAGGUGCUGGGGCACACGCCGCGACAGGUCAUCUGCGGGGGUCUGCUUGGACUCGCGGUUGGGUUGUUCUUCCCAGCUUGCUGA
Messenger RNA from Volvox carteri f. nagariensis, 543 nucleotides. RefSeq lists its product as uncharacterized. The record is from RefSeq and is a predicted model, not a curated record. NCBI's taxonomy places the organism in Eukaryota, Viridiplantae, Chlorophyta, Chlorophyceae, Chlamydomonadales, Volvocaceae. The transcript has 6 exons. The coding region runs from base 1 to 543 and encodes 180 amino acids.